CUUCCUCUCUCAGCCACACAGGAAGCUGAGCCGGCUCAGGGCCCAGCCCUGAGAAAGCACAGGCCCCCCCCAGCGCCCCUGAGGAAAGGGCCCCGCCGGGCCAGCCCUGCAGGGACCAUGGGAUCCACAGCUGAAAGGGGUCUCCCUGCCCUGUUUGACUGGUUCUUCGAAGCGGCCUACCCUCCCUCCCUGCAAGAGGAUCCCCCCAUCCUGCGGCAGUUCCCCCCAGACUUCCGGGACCAGGAGGCUAUGCAGAUGGUGCCCAAAUUCUGCUUCCCCUUUGAUGUGGAAAGGGAGCCCCCCAGCACCGCCGUACAGCAUUUCACCUUUGCCCUCACGGACCUGACCGGCACCCGCAGAUUUGGUUUCUCCCGCCUCCGGGCUGGUGCCCACAGCUGUCUCUGCAUCCUCAGCCACCUGCCUUGGUUUGAAGUGUUCUACAAACUGCUGAACACAGUGGGGGACCUCCUGGCACAGGAUCAAGUCUCAGAGGUCAACGAACUUCUUCUACAUCUGCUGCAGCAGCCCCUUCCCGGGACCCAGGACUCAGUGGGGCUGGAGCUGGGCAGCGGAGUGAUGAUCUCCAGUGCGCAAGGCAUCCCGUCCCCUGGCCCCGGGAAGAGCAUGCCGCUUUCCUGCUUCGUGGCCCCCGACUCCGGCCGCCUGCCAUCCAUUCCUGAGAACAGGAACCUAACGGAGCUGGUGGUGGCGGUGACCGACGACAACAUCGUGGGGCUAUUCGCUGCGCUCCUGGCAGAGCGAAGGGUCCUGCUCACCUCCAGAAAGCUGAGCACCCUGACUUCAUGUGUCCACGCGUCCUGCGCUCUCCUGUACCCCAUGCGCUGGGAGCACGUGCUGAUCCCCACGCUGCCGCCGCAUCUGCUGGACUACUGCUGCGCGCCCAUGCCCUACCUCAUCGGAGUGCACGCCAGUCUCGCGGAGAGAGUGCGGGAGAAAGCUCUGGAGGACGUCGUGAUGAUGAACGUGGACUCCAAUACCUUGGAGACGCCCUUCGACGACGUGCAGGCACUGCCCCCAGAUGUGGUGUCUCUGCUGAGGCUGCGGCUAAGGAAGGUCGCGCUGGCUCCCGGGGAAGGGGUGUCCCGUCUCUUCCUCAAAGCCCAGGCCCUGCUCUUCGGGGGGUACCGCGAUGCGCUAGUCUGCGGCCCGGGCCAGCCUGUAACCUUCAGUGAAGAAGCCUUCCUGGCCCAGAAACCCGGGGCGCCGCUGCAGGCCUUCCACCGGCGGGCUGUGCACCUGCAGCUGUUCAAACAGUUCAUCGAAGGCCGACUGGAGAAGCUGAACACGGGAGAAGGCUUCUCAGACCUCUUUGAGCAGGAGAUCACCUGUAGCGGGGCUUCCUCAGGGACCUUUCGCUCCUACCAGCUCUGGGCAGACAACCUAAAGAAAGGUGGUGGUGCCCUCCUGCAUUCCGUCAAGGCCAAGACCCAACCAGCCGUCAGAAACAUGUACCGCUCGGCGAAGAGUGGCUUGAAGGGUGUGCAGAGCCUUCUGACGUACAAGGAUGGGGACUCUGGCCUGCAGAGGGGGGGCUCCCUGAGGGCCCCUUCCCUCACGAGCCGCUCAGAUUGCCUGCAGCAGCGCUUGCCUAUCACCCAGCACUUUGGACAGAACCGGCCCCUUCGCCCCAGCAGGAGACUCCAGCGGGAAGAGAGACCUUCUGAGUCCCUGGGGGAGGAGACACCCUCUCUGAGCCCCGAGGAUGCCCAGGGACCGUUGGCAGAGGAAGCUCUGGAUGGCAGCUUCCUUGGGUCCGGAGAAGAACUGGACUUGCUGAGCGAGAUUCUGGAUAGUCUGAGCGUGACGGCCACCCGGAACAGCAGCCUGCGGCCAAGCCAGAGUUUGGAUUGCUGCCACAGCCUGCCCGACAUACCAGGGAGAUGGAGAUGGCAAGCAGAUGACGAGAAACCACCAGGGCCCCAGCCCCUGUCCCUUUCUGUCGGCCUGCCGCCUCUGCACACCCCCCAGCCUUCAGAUGCCACGAGCGCCUCGAAGCACCCCACUUCCCAGCUGCCCUCAGAGGCCAGCCCAGAAAUCAUUUCUCCGUCCCGGUCUUCGACAGCUUCUGCAGACCCAAGCAGCAAAGGGGACCCCAGCUCCUCUCUCACAGAGCCCCAGCCUCUACGCCUCUCCCCCCCCCACGAGGCAACCCAGGAUCCCACAGCCCAGGAGAGUCCCUGCUCCCAGCUCUCCACAGCACCCAGCCCUCGAGAAAGCCCCCCACUGCUGACCCCCACAAAGCCCGACUCGGAUAUUACCUGGACAUCCCAAGUCCUUGAUUCUUUCUUGGACCCCGGUUCCCCACAGAACCCCAGAGCCCAGCCUUCGGAAGUCCUGCUCCCAGAGCGCACGCACCUCCAGCCCCACGAGGAGCCGGGAGCGCCCAGGUCCCCUGAUCCUCCUGCUGGGAACUGGCGGGGGCUCCAGGCCAGGAGCCGGCCCAGGGUUGCUGAGCUUAAAAAGUGUUUUGAAGGUUAAGCAUCAGGGGUCUGGAGGAGACUCUGGCCCCUCAAUAAAGCUGCAAGAGCCCAAAGCUUGCUUUUCCUGGUGGGUUUACCUGGGAGCCCUGUUUCUGCUCAGACACCCACCCCGCUCCCCACCUUCCCUCCCAAAGCAGCCUCCGGCUGGCUCUUAGGUGCAGCUAAAAGCCUUUCCCUUCCAGGAAGCCCUCCCAGCCCCUAGGACCCUAGAGACCUUACAAUUCAUCUCUCAACAGCCUAUGUGUCUCCUCCAUCUAGGCUAACUCCUGCCCCCACCAGCUCACAAAAAGGUUUUAUUACACCGCUCUACCCAUUGUAUAGAUAUAUAUAAAGUAAGCAGCCUCAGU
Messenger RNA from Orcinus orca (killer whale), 2848 nucleotides. It is a transcript of the gene DENND1C, whose product is annotated as DENN domain containing 1C. Gene Ontology annotation, molecular function: phosphatidylinositol phosphate binding; guanyl-nucleotide exchange factor activity. Gene Ontology annotation, biological process: endocytosis; endocytic recycling. The transcript has 23 exons. Lineage: Eukaryota; Metazoa; Chordata; Mammalia; Artiodactyla; Delphinidae. Gene Ontology annotation, cellular component: cytosol; intracellular membrane-bounded organelle. The record is from RefSeq and is a predicted model, not a curated record. Bases 118 to 2499 code for a protein of 793 amino acids.